AACACCAGCUCAGCAUCACCAGCUCACCGCCUGCUGAAUCCAGGGAAUAAACUCUGAACAGUUUUCCUGAGAGACGACUGCUGAACAAACAGUCAGUGCAGAAAUGUCUCAGCUGUCUGUCCUGCUGCCUCUGACAGGCCUUCUCUUCUUGGUGUCCUCGACAUUUGGAUCAGAGUCCAGCGUGCCGUACCCUGUGACCUGUGUGACCCGUGGAGUUGACCUGAUGGAGGACAGAGUGGUGGUUUUGUGUCCUCCAGACUGCACCCAGUGGAGGGUGUCGGUGUUCGGGACGGGGAUCUACGCCUCCGUCUCCUCCGUCUGUGGAGCUGCCAUCCACAGGGGGGUGCUGCGUCCGUCCGGUGGCCCCGUCAGGGUUCACAAGCUGCAGGGACGACACAACUACAUGAGCUCUUACGCCCACGGCAUCCAAUCACAGGCCCUGCCCCACUGGACCGCCUCCUUCAGCCUCACCAAGCCUGUUAAUGUUCCACUGGAGUUGACCAGUGAGACCAGCACCACAGCUCUGCCUGCAGCUGCACAGCCAGCAAAGAAACCACUGAAGAAGCCAUCAGUGAAGAAAGCUCUGACAGGUGGAAAUAAAGACUGUCAGAUGGACAUCGCCAUGGUGAUCGACAGCAGUAACAACAUCGGGCAGCGAAGAUUUAACCUGCAAAAGAACUUUGUUGCCAAGCUGGCGGCCAUGUUGAAAGUUGGAUCAACAGGACCACAUAUAGGACUGAUCCAGGCCAGUGAUUCUCCCAGGACAGAGUUCUUACUGAACAACUACACUCAGCCUAAAGAGCUGCUGUUUGCCAUCAAGGAGCUGGCCUACCUGGGAGGAGACACCAACAUAGGUAAGGCCAUCAUGCACACGGCGGAGACCUUCUUCACCCAGGAGAAAGGGGGGAGGCGGGGUCACCCCCGGGUGAUGAUGGUGCUGGUUGACGGCUGGCCAUCUGAUGACUUGGAGCAGGCGGCCACGUUGGCCAGAGAGUCCGGCAUCAAUGUGUUCUUGGUGUCUGUGGCCAAACCGGCACCUGAGGAGCUCCCCAUGGUGCGAGACAAGGACUUCAUGAAGAAGGCGGUGUGUAAAGAUAAUGGUUUCUUCAAUUAUUUGAUCCCCAGCUGGUUCAGCACCACCAAACACGUCAAACCUCUCACUCAGAGGCUCUGCUCGCUGGACAGCCUGCUCUGCAGUAAAACCUGCUACAACUCAGUGAACAUCGGGUUCCUUAUCGACGGUUCCUCCAGCGUCGGAGAGGGAAACUUCCAGCUGGUCCUGGACUUCUUGGCAGGAAUCGCCAGCAGCUUUGACAUCUCAGACGUGGGCGCUCGUGUCGGUGCGGUGCAGUUCACCUACGAUCAGAGGCUGGAGUUCGGCCUGUUUGACCACUCCAGCAAAGAUGAAUCCAUCAACGCCUUGAGGAGGAUCCCCUACAUGAGCGGAGGAACAUCCACUGGAGCCGCCAUCAGCUACACCACCCAGAACCUGUUCAGGCGGACGGGACCAGGUCGCAACUUCCUCAUUGUGGUGACGGACGGCCAGUCAUAUGAUAAUGUCAGAGACCCGGCCAUGAUUGCGCAGAAACAAGGCAUCACCAUGUACUCAGUGGGCGUGGCCUGGGCACCCAUGGACGACCUCAAAGCAAUGGCAUCAGAGCCGAAGGACAGCCACACCUUUUUCACCAGGGAGUUUACCGGCCUCGCCGAGUUCGUCCCUCCACUGGUCCGAGGCAUCUGCCGAGACUUCACAGAAAACAACUAAGAGCACACGCGUGCGCACACACACACACACACACACACACGUCUUUGUACUUCUGUACUUGUGAUGAUGACCUUACCUCAAACCUAACUGUUGGACAACAUAUUAACCAUCAAAGCAGCCUGACAAUGAGAGCACUGGACAAAAUGCCCUCACUUUACAAAAUGUCCUCUCUUUAGCAGUAGAGAAACUGUCCUCACACAGAUAGAAGUUGUUCUUGUUGGGUCCCUCACUGACAAGCUUAGCCAAGCCCCUAAACCUAAACCAAGUCUUAACCCUCAAACAACCGCUUUAAGAAGUGAAAAUGAGACAAAAUGUCCUCAGUUGUCAAAAUGUCCUCACUUUGCAGGCAGAGUGUAAGGUCCCCACAAAGAUAGAAGUACAAAAUUUCACACACUCUGUAUAUAUACUGUACACACAUUAACCAACCAGUACUGACACAUACAUAUGUAUAUAAAAGACACACAACAUAUAAAUUCACACAUAUAUACACAAACCCCACCUUUUUAAUGAAGCAUAUGUUUGGAAACCCCCAAACAACCAAUGAUCAUCAUCAUCAACAGCAGAAAACAAAAUCAUUCACUUUUCAUGAAGCAGUGUGUUCGACUCUGUAAUCAGAUUUAUUACAGUAAAUAAUGUGCGACAUGACAAACUCAUAGAAAUACAAAAAUUAGUAUUGUAAACAACUUGUAAAACAUUGCUAACUUCAUAUUAGUCAGCUAAAUUGAUUUUAUUACUUUUAACUCAGCUAACUUUAAUAAGAACUAUAAGCAGCACUGGUGUAUUUGAACUACAGGGUGCAUUUAAAGCCAAGGAAGCUAAUUUAUUUAAAAUAGAUGCUAACUAUGAAAAAAAAUCUGUUGAAUCCACUUUAAAAAAUACAUAUUUUGCAUUUUACAUAUUAAAAAGAAUAAAACUGGAUCCUGGGUCUUGCAAUUAUGACUUUUGUAUCUCGUAAUCACAAAAUAAAAUUAGUUUUCUUGUAAUUGACCUUCCGCUAAGCCCCACCCCUUUGUGAUGGUCUGACAAGCUGUCAGAGUAAGCAUGAAGCCCACACUGUAACUAACUGCAC
Epinephelus lanceolatus (giant grouper) is the source of this 2834-nucleotide messenger RNA. The record is from RefSeq and is a predicted model, not a curated record. NCBI's taxonomy places the organism in Eukaryota, Metazoa, Chordata, Actinopteri, Perciformes, Serranidae.